AUGUGCCCCGUCGUGCACGUGAGAGAUGGGACCACGCGUGGCUUAUUUUAUUUGCGUUUACUCUUCAAUAUUUAUUUGCAAAGUUACCCAUUGUUUUUUGUUUUUUUUCCUUUGUUCCCAAUAUUGUCUUUCCGAGACGUUUGUUGGGAGGCGGAGGAAGUUGUUAGGGAUUAUGGGAUGCCGCAUGCGGUGGUUGUAAUGGGCGAGGACGACACUUCACAAAUACUUGGAGAUGACUUCGUUCACUUGCAGUACUUUAGCGAUCCGCAACGAUGCAUGCCGGCUAAGGUUCAGCAGCAGCAGCAUUCUCAACGGAUAAUUUUGCUCUACUUUUCCCUUCUGGGGCGUGAUUUGCUUGGGGUGGACUGGAGAAAAGAUGAUGGCGUCUUCAACGCGGAGAGGGACAAACUGUUUGAGGAGAUGCGGCGUUGCUACGACACCGAAACAGGAGGGUUUUGUCCGGUUCCUGUGAGCCAUUAUAACACAAGCGCCACAUUGUCCAUGACCCACUGUGCUCUUCAGAUAUUAAACCUCUGUGAUUUUCUACCCAAGGCCACUGAGGAGUGGGCGUAUAAGGAGAAAGUAAUGUCAUUUGUGAUGUCGUGUCAUAUUAGACACGAGCGUCCUCUCUUUGGAGAGUCUUUUCGAGGUGCUUUUCAGGCGGCCCCGGGUAUAGCGGAAGUGGAUAUUCGAUUUACCUACUCGGCUCUGGUUUCAAUGGCGCUUUUAUGCAAACCACAACCACUGUCUACUGUAUCAUCUCUACAAAGCACUCUCCAGGAGGCAGUCGCCUUUAUUUGGCGCUGUUGGGAUGCGCACGAGGGUGCAUUUGGAGCGGUGCCAGGGGCGGAGGCGCAUGGUGGGAUGACUUUUUGUGCGGUAGCCUCGCUGGCGUUGGCUGGCGCAAUGUCUUCUCUAACUCGGAGCCAUCAUCACUUACUAUUACGGUACUGUACCGCACGUCUGUCGGGGGGUCCUGACGAUCAUGAGUCCAUUGGCAGCACGGGGGUUAUUAUACCAAUUGUUGGAUACCAGGGAAGACCACAAAAGGAAUGUGACACAUGCUAUUCACACUGGAUCGGCUCCACCCUUCGCAUUCUUCAAACCCAAGAGCAUGAUUUUGUGUUUCCUGUGGAUGUUCUUCCCAUCUUCAGGUUUAUGGGCAAUUGCGUUGAUUCCGAACACGGGGGUAUUCGCAAGGACUUUGAUAUGCGUGCAGACAUCGUCCACGCGAGCCUGGGGCUUUCGGGCCUUCUUCUGCACGUUGAUUCACAUUGUGUUUCAAAGCUGCGACCACCACAUCCUGUGUACGGUUGUUCGUGGUCAACUGUAAGAAACACUGGACUACCUGAACUUGUGGUUACUUCCACGAGCACUUUGUAG
Messenger RNA from Trypanosoma cruzi, 1383 nucleotides. RefSeq lists its product as uncharacterized. Gene Ontology annotation, biological process: protein prenylation. The coding region runs from base 1 to 1383 and encodes 460 amino acids. The record is from RefSeq and is a predicted model, not a curated record. Gene Ontology annotation, molecular function: protein prenyltransferase activity. The transcript has a single exon. NCBI's taxonomy places the organism in Eukaryota, Euglenozoa, Kinetoplastea, Trypanosomatida, Trypanosomatidae.